Messenger RNA from Prosopis cineraria, 1096 nucleotides. RefSeq names its product protein DEFECTIVE IN MERISTEM SILENCING 3-like. The coding region runs from base 227 to 1096 and encodes 289 amino acids. The record is from RefSeq and is a predicted model, not a curated record. The transcript has 5 exons. NCBI's taxonomy places the organism in Eukaryota, Viridiplantae, Streptophyta, Magnoliopsida, Fabales, Fabaceae.
AACUGUAGUUGUGUAUUAAGAUGCAUCUAUUUUGCAGGAACUUCAAGACAUCCUCAAGAUUGGUCAAGAUAUUGGACAAAUUGAAACGACGCUUCUUGAUCUUAAUAAUCUCAAGGCUAAAACAGAGCAAGAGGUGUUGGAGUUGCAAGAAAAGGUUGGUCCUCGUCAAUUGAGUAAUAUAAAUGGUCUAUUCACCAAAGAUGAACUGAAGGAAAGAAUACAAUGCAUGGAAAACUCAGCAGCUGCUGUUAUCUGCAGUCUCUUGCCGAACCAAAUGCCACAGAAGUCUAUCAUGAACGAUAUAAUAAACCUGGUUGCACUUCUUGGUACUGUUCAGAGCCCUGAGCUUAGCAGAAUAUUAGCAGAGUAUCUUGGAGAAGAUAAGAUGCUGUCUGUCGUUUGUAGAACCUUUGAUGCUGCAAGUGCUCUUGAGAGGUAUACACAAAGUGGAGAAGUUGAUUCUACACUUGCUUUACAUGCUGAAGCAGCCACACUUGGAAAAGUUAUAUGUAGGCGUUUCCUUGUUUUGCCUUACAAUGGGCGUUGCCAAGGACAUGACCCUCAGAGGAAGCUGACCUUGCCAUAUCCUACUUUGCCAAAUGGCAGUAUGCCGGCAGGUUUUUUGGGUUAUGCUGUUAAUAUGAUUGAGCUGGAUGAUCAUCAUUUGCAAACAAGGACUUCUACGGGACAUGGUCUCCGGGAGACUGUGCUUUUCAGUCUAUUCAGGAAGCUCCAAGUUUAUGAAACAAGGGAGCAUAUGAUGGCUGCUCGUGCCUGUAUAGAGGAUGGAGCUGUUUCACUAGAUGGCGGCAUUGUAAGAGAACGUGGACUAAUCUCUCUUGGUUACGGGAAUCCUUCAAUAUGCUUUCCUCUUGAGAGUCCGGUGCUUGCCACUCCAGAGACUAGAAAAAUGAUAGCUAAGAUUGGGGAACUGAGGGAUAAGUUAACGGGCCUUGAGGAUGAUAUAAGAAAUGUGAUUGAAUUGCACGAUAAGCACCUGAAGAAGUUCCGCAGAAGACAACGCCGAUAUGGGAAGAUUAUGGAUGACUCGGGGCCUAUGAUCGAAAACCAAUUGUUGAAUAUAAACCCAGUAUAA